CCCCCUCCAAUGUCACAUUCAGUACAUACACCUACUGUCAUGGCUCCUACGGCUGCCAGUAAUUUGCCGCUAACCUACACCCCUGAACCUGUCAGUUCUGCGAAGCGGAAGUUCGACCAACCUAAAUGAAGAGCUGCAGAUCUACAGUCAUUCAAGAAAAAGGCGACGAUAUUCUCGAGAGCAAAGUGGGGUGCUCGAUGCAUUGUACAAGACUGCGAAAUGGAUCCCACGUGGAAUUAGUCCCUUUGUCAAUAUUCUAACUGCCUUCCAAAUCGGUCUGCAUGCUGAGGGACAAUCCGACGCUGAUACAAGCGAAGUUGGAGCGGGAAAUGGGCCAGAGUCGAUGACUGAACAAGAAGAGAAUAUGCAACUGUCGCCAGCAGAGCGAUCCGAGUUCAUACGUGUCUACAAUGCGAUAUUAAACUAUACUCCUAGCCUGCGAGAAUUAAUCUCGGAGUUUCAGAGCGAGCCAGCAAGUCUGGGUGACCUCUGUGCACUUCUUGACGAGCACUCGCGAAAGGCACGCACACAGGACUGUGGAGACCUACGCUACUCCGGAGUAAGGUAUAUCACCCCCGACCCAGCGCGACAACCUAUCUUUCCUGUGAUUGACGGGAGGCAGCAGUCGAAGAGUGAGCGGGGCUUCCAGCACCAGCAAUGUUCCCGUCUUCUAGUUCCUCAACGUCACCUUGCUGACUUCGAUGCCGAUCCCGAAGGCUAUCUCAGGAAAAUAAUUGAGGGCAGGGUGAAGAUACGAGCGUCCAUGCUGCCGAGUUUUGUUUAUGAUGAGAAGAGCUACGACCCGCACAACAUUCUCAAAGGCCUGUUUCGAGGCUUCUUUCUGGUGCGCGUAUUCCGACACAUAUUCACGGGCCCUCGCACGGCACUCAAAGUCACUGACGGGCCCAUUGCCGGGAAGCCCUGGAAUGCGCAGAUCCUUGGAAUGCUUAGUGUAACAAAAUAUUCUUCUCAUGAACAUAAAGGCUCGUCAGCUUUUGAACUCCCAGGAGGAAUGGUCGGUUGAAGAUGCACACUUCAACGCGGAACAUUUCUUCUACACGAUUUUGGCCAUCUUCGAUGACGCAGCCCACUCCACAUGGUACGAGGAAACCAUUGACUGGUGGAACAGACGAGUUUUUGGCAACUCCUACACUGGAUCUGAUCGCUUGACACACGACGAUGAUUCGGAUGACGAGGAGUCAGAUCUCUCGCUUCUCAAGGCUCAGCACGCCGCACGUCAGGCAGUUCAAUAAUGUGGACGUGCGCCACUCCAUUGUCAUCGACGCAGCCUUUUCGUGCACCUGGUCAGGCCACCAUUCAUUUGCGACUAUAUGCUUCUCGUGCCAUUUGAUUUAUUAUGCAGAAUAGACAAUAAACUGUAAUUUUAU
This is a messenger RNA of Postia placenta MAD-698-R-SB12, 1388 nucleotides long. RefSeq lists its product as hypothetical. The transcript has 8 exons. The record is from RefSeq and is a predicted model, not a curated record. The coding region runs from base 344 to 1024 and encodes 226 amino acids. NCBI's taxonomy places the organism in Eukaryota, Fungi, Basidiomycota, Agaricomycetes, Polyporales, Adustoporiaceae.